Fraxinus pennsylvanica is the source of this 348-nucleotide messenger RNA. Lineage: Eukaryota; Viridiplantae; Streptophyta; Magnoliopsida; Lamiales; Oleaceae. The record is from the annotation of a GenBank genome assembly.
AUGAGGGCGGGUGCGAGAUCUGAGAUCCUCGAAAAGUUUAUCCAAGCUGCUGAGCACAAUGCUCAUGAUUCACUGAUCUCAGUUCGCAUUGCUGCUUCAUGGGCCUUAGCAAAUAUAUGUGAUUCUAUUCGUCAUUGUAUCGAUGCACAGCCUUUUCAGACAGAUUCCAUAGCAUCGAGGGAGGGUGCUAGAUUUAUAUCAUUACUAGCGGAUUGUGCUUUGCAGUUGGCAAGUGACAAUGACAAGGACGAAUCCUCAUCAUCCAGUCAAAUGAGAGGUAUAGCUAUACAAGAUUAUGAGGGCUCAUUAGUAAAUCAUCCAAUGAGAGGUCCAAGUAAAGAGAAUUAG